Molecule: messenger RNA, 5268 nt
Organism: Neocloeon triangulifer
Lineage: Eukaryota; Metazoa; Arthropoda; Insecta; Ephemeroptera; Baetidae
Gene: Cad99C
Product: cadherin-99C
Exons: 17
Coding region: 199-4737 (1512 amino acids)
Biological process (GO): homophilic cell-cell adhesion
Cellular component (GO): plasma membrane
Molecular function (GO): calcium ion binding
Source: RefSeq, a predicted model, not a curated record
ACGGAGGCGAGUCGGUCGGUCUGUGUUCGUCAGUUGAGCAUAGGUCGCGAUACCCUGAGAGAGUGUGUCGGUCUCUUCUGUCGGUUCGGUUUUGACUCGAACAACAGGCCGAAGUCGCUGGCCCAGGUCUUCGAGGGUGAAGGACGACCCUCGGACGAUAUGGAACACUGAGCACCGGCACCACACUCAGAGACCAGCAUGUGGUGGAGGACGUGGACGCUGAUGCUCUUGGCCCUUGCGGCUCAUGCCAGCGGUUUGUGCGAGGUCGAAAGCGGACAGUCGAGCAUUAUCUUGGACAUCGAGGAAAGCCGAGGAGAACAAAUUGACCAAGUCACGUCACCGGCGGAACUUCCAAUAGUAGGCGAUCCGGGAACGCAGAUCCAGUUGGACGCCGUGUUUCCCCAAAACAGGCAGCUUUUUGCGUUAGACGGAAAAAAGUUGAGACUCCUCCAGCCCAUCGACAGAGACACCGGCAACGUCAGCCAUGUAGUUUUUCAGGUGGUUUGCCAGGACAAAACCACACAGAAAAGGAAAAACAUUCCAGUCAUAGUCAGGGUGUCCGACAUUAACGACAACGCACCCAAGUUCCUCAACACACCUUACCAGGCCACAGUCAACGAGUUGACACCUAUUGGAACUUCAAUCUUCCAAGCUCAGGCCGUCGAUGCUGACACAGGCGUCAAUGGCAUGGUCGAAUAUUCGAUUGUGCCCGGUGGCCCGGACGUGGCCGCCAUGGCUCAAGAGACGAGCGGCCGCGUGGCCGACGGCUACGGGUACUUUGCCAUUCGAGCGCCGCACCAAGGCAACAUCUUUGUCAACCAGAGUCUCAACUACGAACGCACAACCAAGUACUUGGUCACUCUCAAAGCGACUGACCGAGCCCGAAAUUCAUCCGAACGAUUGUCUUCGACAACGACCCUGAUCGUCCAGAUUCAGGACGAUGACGACCAAGACCCCAGUUUCGUUUACAGGGGCUGCACCCUCAUGGACGGAGCGUGCAUCAACCCCGAGUACUACGCAUCAGUGUCCAGUGGGGUUCUUUCGGGCGUGCUUUCGGUACGUCCGGAAAGGAUACACGCCGUGGACAUGGAUUCCCUGGGGCGUCCGGUGCAAUAUUCUUUUGUGGAUGGAACGCCGCCCAAAUUCAGGGAGUACUUUGAAAUUGACCCUCGCACCGGCGCCGUCAGGCAAACGCGACCAGUGGACACUUCAGUGGCGAAAAGAUUCGAGCUUUUGGUGAAGGCGGAGGAAGAUUCGCCGAACAAGAGAAGUGCCACCGCCAAAUUAAUCAUCACUGUUAAGCCCAUCGACAGUAAUCCGCCGGUGCUGAAGGCGUCGGCCCUCGAAGGGGUGGUUGCGGAAAACGCACCAAUUGGCACGCCAGUUUUGGAUAUGGAUGGGAGAAUUAUCGUCCUCAAAGUCCAUGAUCCUGAUUUGGGUCCUGGUGAUCCGAAACCCACUUACACGUUUGAGCUGACCACCACCUUCUUCAGGGUGGAGUCAGACGGGCGGCUUGUUGUGAACGAAGAGGGUCUUGACAGAGACCCACCUAGUCCAGGGCGUUUCCGUUUCCAGGUCGUCGCUCGAGAGAAAGGGGGAACGGCGGCCUCUGCCCCGUUGUCGCUGAUGGUCACCCUGAAGGACGUCAACGACAACUCUCCGCGUCUGCCAAACCUUCCGCCAGUUACGGUGGAAGCGGGAGACGCAUCGAGGCGCAUCAUCAAAGUCAACGCCACCGACAAAGAUGAAGGAGAAAACGCAGAAAUCACUUACUCCAUUUAUCACGUCUCGAACAACGGAGGUCACAAGUUCAGAAUUGACCCUGCACUCGGGGUCAUCGAGUCCCUCGGAAGACUGACUGCUGGUGAACAAUACAGCAUAACGGUUCAGGCAACUGACAAGGGUGGUCGCUCAAGUCAGGGCAUUGUGGAGGUCACUGUUAUUCCUGGACCCAACACUCACAGGCCGCGCUUCACCCAGACUGUUUACGAGGCCGAGGUCAGUGAAGGCGCUGCCCUGAACGCAACAGUGUUGACUGUAACAGCGACAGACCCUGAGGAUGACCCUGUCACCUACAGCAUUGUGGCCGGAAAUGAACUCCGACAAUUCUCCAUCAACGCUCAAACUGGAGUCAUAUCUGUAAUCAGAAGGUUGGACAGGGAAGACCUGACCAGGUACCAACUGAUGGUCAGGGCGGAGGACUCUGGUGGCCUGGCUUCCACAGCCACUGUCAACAUCAAGGUUUCCGACCUGAACGACAAGAAUCCUGAGUUUGUCGACUUGCCAUACGAAUUUAAGGUCAAGGAAGGUGAGGCUGGAGUCACCGUUGGAAAUGUCAAAGCAGUUGAUGCUGAUGAAGGUCAAAACGCUGUUGUCUACUAUUCGGUGCCACCGGACGUGUCCUUCAGCAUUGACGCAAUGAGUGGUGAAAUUCGAACAAAGGUGGCGCUCGACUAUGAGAAACAGCCAUCUCACGUUUUUGUGGUCACUGCGACCGACGGUGGACAAGAACCUCGACUUGCCACGGCUUCAGUCACUGUACUUGUUGAGGAUGUGGAUGACGAGCUGCCCAUUUUCGAGCAGACCAUGUAUGAAGCUACGGUACCUGAGAAUAUGCCUGAGUUCAUGGUCAUUCAAGUGAAGGCCGAGGACUUGGACUCGCACCAGCAGAUAACGUACACCCUACGUCAAGGCCCAACAGACCUGUUUGUCAUCGACCCGCAAACUGGUGUCAUCCGAACAACCAGAGGACUUGAUUAUGAGAUGGCUCAUGAGCAUGUCCUUGUCGUCGGAACUUUGGAAAACUCGAAUACUGGACCAGGCGCGGAGGCCAGGGUUCACAUCAAGGUAGAGGACCGCAACGACAAUGCACCCGUCUUCACAGUUUUGCCUCCGAGCCCAGUGACUGUGGAGGCCGAGGCGUCAAUUGGCCAUCCUGUUGCAAAGGUGACGGCCAUUGAUGGCGACGGCACCGCGCCAAACAACGAAGUGCGCUACUCUUUGAUCGGCAGAGGAAAAGCUGCAAAAUACUUUUCGGUGGAUUCAGUCAGUGGACAGGUUUCUAUCAGGGACGACCUUACAAAGGAAACGGAUACAGAGUACGAGUUGGAUGUGGAGGCGCGGGAUGGUGGUGAGCCUUCCCUCUCGUCCAGCAUUGCGCUCUUUAUUCGCGUUCACCACGAGCAAUCGGCCACUGCUGAUGGCGGUCUUGGCUUCCCUGAUGACUCGUACACCGUGGAGCUGGAUGAGAAUGCUGCUGUUGGUGAUGCCAUUAAGGAAUUGACUAUCAUCAACGCUCAAACGCACCCUAACGCACCUUUGAGCUGCAAAAUCGAAUCAGCUAAAGAGCUUUACAUGUUUGCAGCAAAAAUCACUCCUAACAAAACUUGCUUGGUUACUCUCAACACAACUCUGGACUUUGAGGUGGACAAGGCGUUGAAGUUCAGAGUCACCUUGGAGUCCCUUAGUGGAAUUUUGAAUCAGCAAAAGUCAUCAACUAUUAUUAAGCUGAAGGUGCUGGACGUGAAUGACAACGUUCCCUACUUCAUUUUUCCCUCUUUGCCGGCGCCGCGUUCUCUUUACAUGGGCGCCAUUUCUCGUGAAGCUGAGGUCUUCACUCCCAUCCUGCAGGUGGAGGCCAAGGACAAGGACGGCGGGACCUUUGGCGAGGUGCGCUACCGCAUUCCUCCAGGUCAACCGGCCGCGGCCACCUUUGCCCUGGACGCAGUCACAGGUCUCCUCCGCACCAACGGCUCUUUGGCGGCCCUUCGAGGACCUCUGCGUUUUGAAGUGGAGGCGAGAGACGACCCUGAGGCUAAGGAUGGAUUCAACACGGCCAGGGCCACGGUGGCUGUCGACCUGUUGGAGCCCCAGCACCGGAUGGUCCUCGUCUUGGCCGACGCGCGACCUGAAAGGGUCAAGACGGCCGAGCAGCGCCUCCUCAGCGCCAUCGAAACGCAUACAGGCCUGGCCGUUGGCGUCGAAAGGGUCACCGCCCACUCCUACCUGACGCCCAACGGCACCCUGGCCGUCGACGAAGGGGCCACCGACGUUUGGUUCUAUGCUCAAGACCCUGAAACCGGCGCCCUCCUGUCUCGAAAUGCCUCUCGGGUGCAGAGACACGUUUUGGGAAGAAACGCGACGGCCUCUCUCAAAUUGGCCGUCUCAGCAGCCCUGCAGGCCACAGCCUCCGAGGUGCGCGAGCCUCUGGAACAGCCCAAGCCAAAGGUCGUGGCCGCCACCGCACCGGCCAGUUGGGACGCCUUCCCGUACGCCAUGGUCGCAAUUGCAUGCAUCGUACUUGUUCUCGGAGUGGUCGGCAUCGCGUAUUUGUGCGUCUCUUGGCACAGGUACAAAACGUACAAAGAGCGGAUGCAGCGAAUGUAUGUGGUCCCCAGAUAUGACCCAGUUUUCGUUGAACCAAAUCUUAAGGAGUAUGAAACUCAGGUUUUGCAAAUGAGCGUGCCGAUUGACGAUUCCGACAGCUACAACGACCUGCAGCUGGAUUUUGAUGCUCACAAGAAUCACGCCUUUUCGUUGGACAACGUCAGUUACAUUACGAAGAGCACGGGUCAACAUAGCCCGACCAGCUCGGAGGCGGCCACCACGGCCAGGGCCUCUGAGCUGGGGCCCAAUCUGGUGUACGCGUCCAACAACGACAACGUCAUGUUCCGCGACAACAAAAACUACCAGAGUUCGUUCUCAUCAUACCUGGCCGAGACCACCACUGAACUGUGAAAGACUGACGCUCAAUUAUGUUUUACUGAACCGAAAUGUAUUCCACCAAUGGACGCCCAAAACACGGCCGACUGCUGCAAUCUUAUGAACUAGCUUAACUACCAUACUAACUGAACGAGAGUGAGUGUUUCUUGUUAUUAUCUUAGACAGCAGGUACUUGAGAUGCUCCGACGGCUGCAGUGUUUUUAAUUAAUUUUACCAAACGAGCAAAAUAUUGAAUAUUAAUUUUGGAUCUCAAGAGUUAAAUUGAUUUUAUUGCCUAUGAUCAGAUUACUCAAGCCGUAGGAGCAAGUUGUUUCUAGUUAUUGGAAGUGCCUGUUGUUGUCUGCCAGUGCCAACCGGAGAGCAUCAAAAUGUGUUUAUAUAAAAACUAUUUAAUGAAGAAAUAUUAUAUUAUGCUUUGUCUGCGGGAGAGAUGUGAAUGCAAUACACUUGUACAAUGUAAGAAAGUUUGUAAUCUAAGGAACGUCGUCACCAGCAGAUAAAAUUAAUCAUCGAAUAAAAGGCCAUUGAAUAUUAUUGCUAAAUAGA